Messenger RNA from Chara braunii, 1191 nucleotides. NCBI's taxonomy places the organism in Eukaryota, Viridiplantae, Streptophyta, Charophyceae, Charales, Characeae. The record is from the annotation of a GenBank genome assembly.
CGCGGUGGUGUGUGUCAGCCCGCGUACGGUGAAACGAGCUCAGCCCGCCGUGGCAAUUGCUUCGUGUCGUGCUUCGCGGGUUCGAAGUGUUUUGGCGGGCUCUUCUAAACGAAUCGCGCGGACGGCAGCGGAACAAUCUUCCCGCCACCGUCGUUUCUUAUUCAGCCAUCGCCUUCUCUCUGCUCGCUGUUCUCCCGCCUUCCCUUUUCCCGCCUUCCUACCGUCUUCACGGCUUAGUGAGCGGUCGACUCGUUUUUUUUAAUUGCGAGCUCGUUAUCUGCGGUCUUUGUUCUUGUCGUUCUCCUUCCUUCUUCUUUUUUUCUCUCUCGGAUUUUUCGACGCGAAGGUUGGCGAGAGAGAGAGAGGAAAGGACAGCCUGGUUGGUUCGUUGCGGCGAUGGCCACGCUGACGGAAAAGCAAGUCGCUGAUUUCAAGGAGGCGUUCAGUCUGUUCGACAGAGAUCGUGAUGGGAGCAUAUCGACUAAGGAAGUGGGGACAGUGAUGCGUGCUCUAGGGUUGAAUCCGACGGAAGCGGAUCUGUCGGACAUGGUGAAAAUGUAUGGAGACCAAGGGAAAACUGCCCUCAAUUGCGACGAUUUUUUGGACCUCAUGUCCAAGAAUCUGAAAGAGCAGUCGGAGGACGAUUUGAAGUCGGCUUUCAGGGUGUUUGACAAGGACAAUGAUGGAUUGAUCGCUGCGGACGAGCUGAGGCACAUUAUGACCAGUUUGGGAGAAGUUCUGAGCGCGGAGGAAGUGGAUGAGAUGAUGAAAGAAGCUGAUGGCAAGGGGACCGGUCAGAUCCAGUACGAGGACUUCGUGAAAAUCAUGAUGCAGCGAUGAACAAGCAGCAGGGUUGCAAACGGGGACACACGGUUCCAGCGUGCGUGCGUGCCUCUUUUUAAGUGCGCGUGCGCUUUUACCUCUUCUUCUUAACUGCGCGCAAGUGUUUCUGUUGUUUGCAUUUAUCCAGAGGGAUAGGCAGCGUUAGAUAAUUGGACAGAUAGAGGAAUCGCUUCGUGUGAGUGUGUAGACGUGCGUGUCUGCGUGUCUGCGUGUGUGCAUGUAUGUGUUCGUGUGUGUAUGUGUUCGUGUGUGUAUGUGUUCGUCUGUGGGGUGUGUGUGUGUGUGUGUGUGUGUGUGUGUGUGUGUGUGAGAGAGAGAGAGAGAGAGAGAGAGAGAGAGAGAGAGAGA